Molecule: messenger RNA, 1161 nt
Organism: Punctularia strigosozonata HHB-11173 SS5
Lineage: Eukaryota; Fungi; Basidiomycota; Agaricomycetes; Corticiales; Punctulariaceae
Exons: 2
Coding region: 57-1031 (324 amino acids)
Source: RefSeq, a predicted model, not a curated record
GGCCCGCACGCGACCAUCCCUUUCGUGACCCGGAACACCCACUCUACCACCACCCCAUGAACCCCUACCACGACCGCAACCUGCCCCGCCCCCGCGAAGUGAACGGCUACCCGCUCUCGUCUUGGCGCUGGCAGCUCAUCUGCCGCGAAUGGCGCGCCAUCAUCAGGCCCCGGCUCUGGCACACCGUCACGCUCGUCGAACGGCCGGCCUACGACGGGUUUUUGAAGCUGCUCAAGGACCCGGAUAUACCCGGCUACGUGCGCGACAUCGAGAUGAAGGAAGGCUUUGAUAUGGACAUGUUCAAGGUGUACACGAUCAUGACCAGUCUGCCGCACGCGGAGCGGAUCGCGUACUCGCCCCGCCCCGUCGCGGCAUAUCGGCAGCCGUUCGGGAUAAACCUCGUCCCGUCCAACCCGGGCCCGACGUCGCUCACCAUCGGCGUCCCCUUCGACGAGGUCACGAACGAUACCACGCGCAAGCACCUCCAUAACCUGACCCGGCUCACGAACCUCAACAUCCACGUCCUCCACCUCACGCCUGCCAUGGCCGUCUUCCUCCGCUCGCUCACCCAGGUUCGCUCGCUGACGCUGACCGUCUACGCCUUCUCGUUCCAUGCGCUCGAGGCAUUCACCUUCGCAAACAUGCCGCCCUCCUCCCACACCAUAUCGUCAAAUGGGGACGGGGAGGGACAGGAACACGGACAGGGGCUAAAGGAGCUCGUGAUCUUCGCGCUGCGUAUCAUGGAGGGCCAGGCGGAUGCCAUACGCGAGUUCAUCGCGCGCGACCCACAUCUGAGCCGCAUGUGCACGAUGUACGCAGGGCGUGCGAAGGACGCCAAGCUGAUCUAUUCCCCGGAGAUCGCGAGGGCGGAGGAGGCGGCUGUUGCCGGACCGAGCGAGAAGGAACAGGGGGAAGGAGCGAAAGCUACGAAGGACGGAGAGAGCAAGAACGACCAGGAGCAUUGGGAAAGGACGACGAAGGUGAAGUUCCUUGGGGGAUUGGUGGAGCUGACGAUGGAGAGCCGCAAGUGAGGGAAACGCUGAACACAGACGAGCGACGAAUAAACACAAACGACGGAACCAUCGAUCAAUAGGACAUGGUACAUUACACGCGGUACUGGUUAAUGGUUUGUAUCAUAAGUAACAAGGAAUAUAUGUAUCG